UAACCCUGGUAGUACAUGAGACUACAGGCGUCUCCAUGACUGGCGUUCAGCAGUGUGAAGGCGAUCAAGUUUUGUGAGCACCGAGAGCCAACGUAACGUAUCGAAACCCACGUCGAAAAUACAAGACACGCCAGCUAUGUCAAGCGUCCUGUGCGGCAGAUCUCGACUCGUUUCAUACCUCCCUGGAAUCCAUGCUUUAGUAGCUCGUGUAGCGGGGACGCGGAGUUUCUCUGCCGCUGGAUCGUCUGGCUCUAAUGUGACCGUGGCACCAGCUGAUCAAGGGUCCCUCACUGUGUGGCCUGAUGAUAGCAUGGGUGUGUUCGGACCUCAGGACACACGCUUUCAGCUGCCAGGUAACGUGGGGUUUGAAAGCCAUCUGGCUGGAGUUGUGGAGCCGAAGCAGAGGGUAGCAGAAGCCACAAUCCCAGAUCUGCUGUGUUCCUUAACCAGCAGUGAAAGACACGAGCAUAUUCUGGCCCAGUUCAUUACAGAGUGUCAGGAUGAGCCGUUGAACCAGAAUGCAGUGCGGGCGGAGCAGUAUUUUGACAGUCCUUGUGUGGAGUGUGCCAUCCAGUUGUGUCCUGAGCUACUAAAGGAAGAUGUGAAAUCCAUGUUUCCCGAUGCGCCAAACUCUGGUAUGGUUGUUGUCACUGUGACUCAGAAGACCCAAAAUGAUAUGACCGCUUGGUCUGCUGAGGUGGAGCAGGAGAGAGAACAAAUGCUGGAGAAGUUUGUAGAGGGAGCAAAGGAGAUCUGUUACACCUUGCAGAGACAAGGUUUCUGGGCUGACUUCAUAGAUCCAUCUUCAGGGCUGGCGUUCUUUGGCUCUUACACCAACAACACGCUGUUUGAGACAGAUGAGCGUUACCGUCACUUGGGAUUUCAAAUCGAGGACUUGGGCUGCUGCCGAGUGAUCCGACACUCACUGUGGGCAACGCAUGUCUUUGUAGGAACCAUAUUUACAGAAGCCCCGGCCAAUAGCCUCAUCAUGAAGGAGCUGCAGGGAAGCAGUGGCUCUGGAACAACACUUGAUGGUCGUUGAUGGUGGUGAUGGUUUCUCCAUCACCACAAUAAACUUUAUCUGACUGUGCUGCAGUUUGUCUGGUGAUUUAAUCAGGAGAGAACAU
Molecule: messenger RNA, 1127 nt
Organism: Synchiropus splendidus (mandarinfish)
Lineage: Eukaryota; Metazoa; Chordata; Actinopteri; Syngnathiformes; Callionymidae
Gene: mmadhcb
Product: metabolism of cobalamin associated Db
Exons: 7
Coding region: 137-1042 (301 amino acids)
Biological process (GO): cobalamin metabolic process
Cellular component (GO): mitochondrion
Source: RefSeq, a predicted model, not a curated record